UUCUGUGUGAUAUGUGUGUUCUUUUUCUGAUGUGUGUUCCUUUGCUUCUGAGGUAACUAGGUGAGGUGAGGCUCGUCUAAAGAGAGCCAGUGAUACACAACUAGGAAACAACCAUUUCGUCCAGUGUUCAAGUUUUCGGAUUAGCCAUGGGUCUUGAUUACAGCUAUUCACAACCUUCACAGUCCGAGACGUUUGGUGGGGAUGGGUUCGACAGUGAGUACAACGAAGUAGAAGCUCUCAUUCAGGAGGACCAAGCUCAGUUAGAGUACGAGAACGCUCAGGCCUUUGUGUACCCUCCUCAGCCGGAGGUUGAGUUCGGCAUUCCACAGGUUUGCUACUGUGGGAGUGCACCGAAGAUAGCUACGUCUAAGGAUUUCCGCAGAUACUAUACUUGUGGUAAUGCAGAUGAUGGAGAGUGUCAUGUGUGGAAGUGGUGGGAUGAUGCUGUAAUGGAGGAGAUGAGAGCCAGGGAUCGACACACACUUUAGUUAGAUGAGAAGGUAGAUGCUCUGACCUUGUUGAGUGACUAUGACACUAACCAGAAGCUAUUUAGACUAGAGAACAUGGUCUGUGAGUUGGCUAAGAGUAGAUCAACGUGGAGUUUCGAGUCCUUAGUUGCGGCUAUGGUUAUUGUCUUAGUCUUCAUAGGCCUCGUCGUUGUGUUUAUCU
Molecule: messenger RNA, 669 nt
Organism: Brassica napus (rape)
Lineage: Eukaryota; Viridiplantae; Streptophyta; Magnoliopsida; Brassicales; Brassicaceae
Exons: 2
Coding region: 147-488 (113 amino acids)
Source: RefSeq, a predicted model, not a curated record